Mucor velutinosus is the source of this 384-nucleotide messenger RNA. RefSeq names its product translocase of outer mitochondrial membrane (gene TOM40). The coding region runs from base 1 to 384 and encodes 127 amino acids. The record is from RefSeq and is a predicted model, not a curated record. Lineage: Eukaryota; Fungi; Mucoromycota; Mucoromycetes; Mucorales; Mucoraceae. The transcript has 3 exons.
AUGAACUAUCCGGAAGCAGACAGUGUAUACAAGAUAGGAGAUACAAUGCUAAUUGAGUGGUACACAAAAGAGAGUAGCUUGAUGGCGCCACCUGUAACAGAAAAAUAUGCUACAAUUGUCUUGGCUUAUGGUCAAAGAGACAACUUGACCAUAGACCGCAUCAUGACAACCAAGUCUGACCUGAGCUUGGGGUUCUACCAAUGGAUCAUUCCAACUACAGUUGAGUCCAGAACAGAUUAUGUUAUUGAAGUUGGCACAGAUGCAUCAAACAUUGCCUUUGCAGGAUACAUUACAAUAAAUCGACGUAGUUUGGUGGUAGCAGCGACUACAACUACAACUGCAGCAUCUAGCGUCGCAACUCAUAAAGCGCUUGGAUUAAGCUAG